AUAUGUUUUUUGAGAUGGUCAGGAUACCUGGACGACCAUCCUUGCAUAUUCGGCGUUGACCUUUCGGAUUUCUGGUGUGACCACUUGAGACCAGUGCGAUCUCGUGGAAUGAAAGCGGGCUUUUGUCAGAAUGGAAAAUGGCGAUACAGCGAGGCCCGGACCCAGACGUGACGCGUGUGGUGGAUGUCUCAAUGCAAAUCAGACUGCAACUACUUGCAUGCACUAUCGCUUCGGUGAUGAGAUGUUUCUUAUUUCGCCGUGCGCGGGUCGGGUCGGCAGUGGCGGACAGGCUGUGUAGGAGGGAGGAGAAAAAAAAGGGCCGGCAAUUCACAGAUGGAGGAGCCAACGAGACCUGCACGAUGCAGGGACGGGACGGUACAUUUCCUUUCACUCAAAAGAUGUCCUCUUUGGAUACUCUAUACCUUUCAUCUGUUUCAAUCUAUCCCCGACACAUAAAGUAAAAUAAAAACAGCCCCUCGAAAAAAUAGUCUGAGAAAAAUAUCAUCCCCGUAAACACUAGAAUUCUCCUUCUCGGCACUACCUUUCUGCA
Messenger RNA from Aaosphaeria arxii CBS 175.79, 550 nucleotides. RefSeq lists its product as uncharacterized. The record is from RefSeq and is a predicted model, not a curated record. Lineage: Eukaryota; Fungi; Ascomycota; Dothideomycetes; Pleosporales. The transcript has a single exon. The coding region runs from base 138 to 461 and encodes 107 amino acids.